CAAUAAUGGAGUUUCCGCACCACCACCACCACCACGGCCAUCGCCGCGACGACGACGAAGACGACCGCAGAGGCCCGCCUCCCCCGGUCUACGGCGGCUACGGCCAGCCACCGCCACCCGACCCGUACGGCCGCGCGCCCGUCGACCCCGAUCCGUACGGUCGACCUCCGCCCCAGUCCGCGUACGGUGGGGCCGGGGACGCCUACGGCCACAGCGGCCAAGGCUACGCGCCCCCGCCGGCCUACGGCGCCGGGGGCGGGUACGGCAACGUCGUCCACGUCGCGCACGAGGUCGGCGACGAGAGGCCUUACUACGGCGGCGGCGGCGGCGGUCUUGGUGGCGCCUACGGAGGCGGUGGCUCCGAGUACGGCCACGAGGGCCGACCGCACCACGGCGGCGGCGGAUCCCAGUACGGCCACGAGACACGCCCGCACCACGGCGGCGGGGGCGGCGCCCCGCCUGUGAGGCAGCAGACGUACAGGAUCUACUGCAAGGCUGGGGAGGACCAGUACAGCCUCGCCUCCCGCGACGGCAAGGUCUGCCUCGUGCGCACGGACCGUGAUGACGACGCGCAGCACUGGAUCAAGGACAUGAAGUACAGCACCAGGGUGAAGGAUGAGGAAGGCUACCCUGCCAUCGUCCUCGUCAACAAAGCCACUGGAGAGGCUCUCAAGCAUUCCCUUGGCCAGUCACACCCUGUUCUUCUGACCCGCCAUAAUCCAGACUCCCUGGACGAGUCUGUCCUGUGGACAGAGAGCAGGGACGUUGGGGAUGGGUUCCGCUGCAUUAGGAUGGUCAACAACAUCUACCUGAACUUUGAUGCUUUACAUGGAGACAAGGACCAUGGUGGUGUGCGCGACGGGACGGCCCUUGUGCUGUGGGAGUGGUGCGAGGGAGACAACCAGCGCUGGAAGAUUGUUCCCUGGUGAACAAGGAAAUGUGUGACCGAGCCCGCACCAAGGAGGAGCUCCUGCCGUAAUAAGUGAAGUGAUUGGUACUGAAGUUUCUGGAAAUAAGAGGCUCUUCUGAGAUGCCUGUUUGUGUGAGUAUUUGCGUUUCCAUUCCGUUUUCAUGAUAAUAAAACGCAUUGAUUAUUAAUAUAUGUAAUGUGAUGCUACACUGAGUGGCAGCGUUGGUAUAUAUUUGUAAGAAUUAAGAACCCAUUGUUGUUGGACUAAGCGUGACGAGUGAUGUACUGAUGUAUGAACCUUUGCUUGAUGCAUAUGCUCUUCUGCUCCUACCGUGGGCUUCGAUGAGUCGAUUAU
This is a messenger RNA of Zea mays, 1265 nucleotides long. Its product is annotated as hydroxyproline-rich glycoprotein family protein. The transcript has 4 exons. The record is from RefSeq and is marked predicted. NCBI's taxonomy places the organism in Eukaryota, Viridiplantae, Streptophyta, Magnoliopsida, Poales, Poaceae. The coding region runs from base 6 to 929 and encodes 307 amino acids.